AGUUAAGAUACAAAAUGCUACUCUGAAAUCUCAUGCUCCCCAUCUGCAAAAAUAUACUCUUACACACCCACCAAACUGACCAAAAAGCCUUAUCUUUUUAAAACCCAUUAUACUCUUUCAACUGUGUUCGAAAAUAUAUAUUUUAUUUGGCUUCCUUUUUUCUUUCCUCCCCUUCAUAUCACAAUACAUGUUACUAAUACCAAUACUUUUUAUAUAAUAUUACUAUAUUAAUUAUUUCAGCUUUCGUUUUCCCUAUAUCUAUAUAUACAUAUAAGCAUGCUUGUGAAACGAACAUAAUAAUACUAUACCACUUUUGAUACUUCCAUUACAGCAGCUAGCUCAAGUUUUGAUGUCAUCCAAUCAAAUAUGGCGGCUUGUUAAAGUACCAGAAUGCACAGACAAAGUUACAUAUAAUAAAACCAGAAGCUGAGGCUACAUUUAAUGUUGGUUUCAGUAGUAUAUAUAAUAAGCUAGCAUCGAAGUGAUCAUAUCAAGAAACAAUUAAUCUUCAAACUUUCCCUGUUGUUUUUCUUUUGUCGUCUUCUUCGAUCAAGUGGCAGCUAGCUAAAUCAAUCCUGGAAUAAUUGUUUUCAAAAAUCCUCGAUCAUCAUCAAAACAUGGAUUUGGGUUGGGAUACAUCUCCGGCCAUAUGGAGUAGUAAUAAUCAUCUUCAUCAUCAUCAACGCGAGAUCGAUGAAAGGUUCUUUAUCUCUAACUCCAAUUAUUCGGUCAGUAACAACAAUGCUAUUCGAGCCCCACAACUACUCCAGAAUAAAACUACUCAUCAGAUCAAACUGUCCACGUUUCCCAUGUUUAAUAACUCAUCAUCAUCAUCAACAUCAGCUGAUGUUAUCUCAAAUUUGAGCUUCUCGAAUGGCCAAGAUCAAUCUAUGAUCAGUAGUACUCGUAGUUUUGUCAAAUCUGUAGGAGCACCAUCACCACCACCACCACCAACAACAACAACAGGAGCUUGGAGGGGUCAAACUUUGACUUCUCGUGAGCUGUGUUCUUCGCCUUACAACAUCUACAAUCCUCGUUUCAUCAGUAGUACUAGAACUGCUAAUACUACUGAUUUAGGAAAAGUGGUGCAGUCUUCACAAGUUGUUAGUAGUAAUAAUAAUAUUGGAAAGGCUCCAGCGGCGACGACUACGACAACAACGUGCUCCGAUCUGGAGUCGUUGGAUUGUUUGCUUUCGGGUACAAAUAGCAACACAGACACUAAUUCAGCUGAAGAAGAUGAUGAUGAUGGGAUUUCCAUGCUUUUCUCCGACAGUAGAAGCUUAUGGAACAACAAUAUUGGAGCUGGGAGUACUAGUGCAGCAGUCUCUUCUGGAGAGUCCGAGAAUACUACUAAUAAUAACGACAACAACAAUAUGAGUACUUGUCCGUUGACUAAUCAUCAUCAUGAGGUUGACCAAAGCCUGCAUCAUGAUCAGUCAAAGUUGUUGUCUAAUAAUUCUACAAAGAGAAGCCGUGAUGAUCACCAGAAUUAUGAUAACAACAAUAACAACAACAACAUGAGUUUUUUCAAUCUUCUCCACCAGAGAGAUGAUCGAAUUUCUCCGACUACCAACAAAGAAGGUCAAGCUGGCUUUCGUUUAAUCUCGGAAAGUCAUCACCAUGAUCAUUUGCCAAAAGCGAAGAAGCCCAGAACAGAGAAACGUCCACCGAGUUCAUCCAACAUCAAUUUCCAGCAGCCGAGUAAUUCGUCGAUUUCGAAUUCAUCGGUGGACCAGGAGCCGGAUCCAGAGGCCAUAGCCCAAAUGAAAGAGAUGAUAUACCGGGCGGCGGCUUUUAGGCCGGUGAACUUGGGUUUGGAGUUGGUUGAGAAGCCAAAGAGGAAGAAUGUCAGAAUCUCGACGGACCCUCAGACGGUGGCGGCCAGACAAAGGAGAGAGAGGAUUAGUGAAAGGAUUAGGGUUUUGCAGAAGCUGGUUCCCGGUGGUAGCAAGAUGGACACUGCAUCAAUGCUUGAUGAAGCUGCCAAUUAUCUUAAGUUUCUUAGGUCACAGGUCAAAGCACUUGAAAAUCUUGGUCAGAAAAUUGACUCCAUGAAUUGUCCUCCAACAAACAUUGCUUUCUCUUUCAACCCUUCUUUUCCCAUGCAAACCCAUAAUGUCCCAUCAUCACUACUACAACUCCAAAACCCUAAUCAUGUCCACCACGGCCACUACCAGUGUUGAGAUGAUCAAGAAAAAAGAAAGAAAAACUAAUUAAUCAUCAUUUCGAAAAACCCUUUUCAUUAGUUAUGAUAACCUAACCAUAUGUAGUAGCCCUUUUAAUCAUUCUCAUCAUCAUUAAUUUCAUUACCAAUGAUUAACAUUCCAGAUCACCCUCAUCAAAGCCAACCCAUUUUCUAUAUUAUUAAUUGGCCCAAAAAAGAAAAGUAGAAAACUCUAUAUUUAUGUAAUUUCAUCAUUACAUCUUCUGUGUGAUAUAUGGUUAAUUAAGGAGUAUAAAGGGUUCUACAAAUAUAAUCGUGCAUCAUCAUCAUGAUCAGUCUCACCAACCGAUCAAAAGGCCGGGUCAGCAGCAAUCAAUUUUCACUACUGCUUUUGAUACUUCCACUUUCAUAUAAUAUUCUUAAGUUGUUUGUUUUGCGAUGAUGAUCAGAAAUUAUAUGUGGGUGGAAGUAGAAUAUAUAUAAGAUAGAGGAGUGGAAAUAGUACUAAAUGUACAAAGAGUUAUAAGUAUAUAUAUCCACGAGGGAUGUCUGCCUUUUCUUUAAAAAGGAAAAAAAAAGUAAGUAAUUAUGGCACCUAUGAUUAUGAUCAAGGGGCUAGAAAGUGAUUUGUCACUUUAGACUCUGUUGUAUUAUUUGUUUAACGGGAUCAAUGUACUUAAAGCUCACCUUUCUUGGA
Cannabis sativa is the source of this 2861-nucleotide messenger RNA. Its product is annotated as transcription factor bHLH87. Gene Ontology annotation, biological process: regulation of DNA-templated transcription. The coding region runs from base 618 to 2183 and encodes 521 amino acids. Lineage: Eukaryota; Viridiplantae; Streptophyta; Magnoliopsida; Rosales; Cannabaceae. Gene Ontology annotation, molecular function: protein dimerization activity; DNA-binding transcription factor activity. The record is from RefSeq and is a predicted model, not a curated record. The transcript is spliced from 3 exons.